This is a messenger RNA of Brassica napus (rape), 1430 nucleotides long. RefSeq names its product probable pectinesterase 29. Bases 41 to 1051 code for a protein of 336 amino acids. The transcript has 4 exons. NCBI's taxonomy places the organism in Eukaryota, Viridiplantae, Streptophyta, Magnoliopsida, Brassicales, Brassicaceae. Gene Ontology annotation, biological process: cell wall modification. Gene Ontology annotation, molecular function: pectinesterase activity. The record is from RefSeq and is a predicted model, not a curated record.
CUUCCCCCACUUAAUCUCUUACGUUUUGAUAUAUCCUCUAAUGGGAACUCAUCUACUUUUCAUCGCUUUUGUCACUCUUUUUUGUUGUUUCUGUCUACCUCAGCUAAUCGAAGCUAAACGAUACGGAGUGUACCGCCAACAAGUGUUCGUGGAUCAAUCUGGCAAUGGAAAUUUCACGAAAAUACAAAAAGCGAUCGAUUCGGUUCCAGCCAACAAUCGUAAUUGGUUCUUCAUCAACGUUGCAGCCGGCCUUUACAAGGAGAAAAUAAAGAUACCAUAUGAUAAACCCUUCAUUGUAAUAGUGGGGGCUGGAAAGAGGAAAACUAGGGUUGAAUGGGACGACCAUUACUCAGUUGCACAAAGUCCUACUUUUGCUACUAUCGCAGAUAACACCGUCGUUAAGAGCCUCACUUUCGUGAAUACGUAUAAUUUCCCGAAUAAUGGAAAAGUGAACAAGAACCCUAGGACUCCAGCGGUGGCGGCGUUGAUCGACGGUGAUAAGUGUGCUUUUUACUCGGUAGGGUUUGCCGGAAUUCAAGAUACCUUGUGGGAUUCGGAUGGUCGACACUUGUUUCACCGUUGCACUAUCCAAGGCGCCGUUGAUUUCAUCUUUGGUAACGGCCAAUCUAUUUACAAGAAAUGUGUAAUUCAAGUGCUAGGAGCGACACUAGAACCGGGGCUAGCUGGAUACAUAACGGCUCAAGGACGGACAAACCCGUACGACGCGAACGGGUUCGUGUUCAUGGAUAGUCUCGUUCACGGAACCGGGAUGGCUUACUUGGGCAGACCGUGGCGUAGUUACGCUCGAGUGAUCUUUUACAACACUAACUUGACCAAUGUGGUUGUUCCCGAAGGUUGGGACGCAUGGAACUUAGUGGGCCACGAAUCACAGCUGACGUAUGCAGAAGUUGGAUGCUUUGGAAGUGGAUCUAGUACGACGAGACGUGUGAGCUGGGUUAAGAAGCUGAAUGGACCCAUGGUUGAAAGUUUGAGUAGUCUCAACUUCAUUAACAAUGGUGGGUGGGUUCAAGAUUUGCCCAUUCGUAUUUGAUUGAUCUCAUUGCUUCUGUUUAUCUUGUUUUUUUUUUCUUAUUUAUCCUUCCCAAGUUUUUAGUUUGACUACGUGGAUUUGCGUUUAUCAAGUUAUGCAUAAAGGUAAAUAAAGGAUGUGCAAAAUUUACUAUCGGUUAUAAGGAUUCGGUUUGCAUAUGAAUACCCAUAUUAAUUGCUUCAUGCAAGUUUCAUCUUUAACUUGUAACUGGUAAGACUUGUGCAGUACAGUAUUAAGUUUCAGAGCGUUACCAAGAGAACUAGAGAAGCCCUCAAAUACUCACCGACGGUGCCUACAGCUUCUCCGGAAGCAUCACAAAAAAUAACCUACAAAUACAAUUAACAAAAGAUAAGAUAACUUAAAUUUUUCAUAUAAUUAA